AUGUCUUCGAGCGGCGAUAGCAACGCCAAUGGCAGCGCGAUAGCCAAGAUGGCCACGCCGGUCAAACCUGGCAAGCCAGCGCCCAUUCCGCCACUCGCAACGCUCUCUUUCGGCGCCCUGUCCGGCUUCGCCUCGUGCGUUCUGCUACAACCCUUUGAUCUGCUCAAGACUCGUCUCCAGCAACUAGACCAUACCACAUCAUCCGCAUCUUCAGCAGCACCACAAUACACAUCGCGGACACAGAAGCUCGUCGCGAUCACCAAGGACAUUGUUCGCUCCAAUGGCUACCAGGGCUUGUGGCGCGGCACGACGCCGACUGUCAUCCGCAACGUCCCUGGUGUAGCGCUCUACUUCUACUCGGUCUCGCAUCUUCGGCAUGUCGCAUCGCAGCGCCAGAUACCCUACAUCUCGGUUGCACUUUCGCCUACAGACUCGAACGUGGGUUCGUCAACGAUGGCCAAGCUUUCCACCACCGGCAACCUCCUCACUGGCGCAGUGGCCAGGGUGACGGUCGGCUUCAUCCUGUCUCCCGUGACGGUGGUGAAAGCCAGGUUUGAGAGCAGCAACUUCUCCACGACCACCGAACGCACCUUGCUAUCAUCGAUGCGGGAGAUUCAAACGCAGUCCGGCUUCCGUGGCUUCUUCCAGGGCUUCACUGCUACCGCGUUGCGAGAUGCACCCUAUGCAGGGCUGUAUCUGGCGCUAUACGAGGCAUGUAAGACCAACCUAUCCGGCAUGUCACCCGGCAUGGGAACGGGCAACUGGAUGGUCGUCAGUGGCAGCGGCCUCCUCGCCGGCACACUAGCAACACUGCUCACCCACCCAUUCGACAUCAUCAAGACGAGGAUGCAAACGACGCCCAGCGACGUGCUCCACCAGAUCGCCGUAACACACGAUCCCCUACCCGCAUUGGCGGCACGCGUGGGGAGAGAAACGAGAAGACCUAGCGUCUGGGGCAUGUCCAGGCAUCUAUGGGCGACCAGCGGGCCGAGAGCAUUGCUCGAUGGCUUAGGGCUGAGGUGCGCUAGAAAGGCAGCGAGCAGCGCCAUCGGAUGGAGCAUAUUCGAGGGCGGCAGGAGCUGGUACACGGAGCGAGAGGCGAGGAGGCUAGGCGAAGGGACGAGACCGGGGACUGAUCACAAGGAGGUAUAG
Kalmanozyma brasiliensis GHG001 is the source of this 1152-nucleotide messenger RNA. RefSeq names its product Mitochondrial substrate/solute carrier. Gene Ontology annotation, molecular function: glycine transmembrane transporter activity. The record is from RefSeq and is a predicted model, not a curated record. Gene Ontology annotation, cellular component: mitochondrial inner membrane; mitochondrion. The coding region runs from base 1 to 1152 and encodes 383 amino acids. The transcript has a single exon. NCBI's taxonomy places the organism in Eukaryota, Fungi, Basidiomycota, Ustilaginomycetes, Ustilaginales. Gene Ontology annotation, biological process: glycine import into mitochondrion.